CCAAAAAGGUGGAUCGUCGUCUUUGAGUCAACGCCUCUUUAUCACGAGUGUAGCAAGCAGGGAAGAAGGAGGGGGUCCUGAGCUUGCCAUCUUUUGUCAAUUGACAUCCACCCUCUCCUCUUGUCGCUUUUAUCUGAUGCUCUUGUGGAGCGAGCUUGGUCUGUCUCGAGUUGCGCGACAUGAACGGCUACGGCUCGCCGUACCUGUACGUGGGCGGCCCGGUUGCGCAGGCACGCGCGCCGCUUCAGAGGACACCUAAGUGCGCACGGUGCCGCAACCACGGCGUUCUAUCAUGGCUCAAAGGCCACAAACGAUACUGCCGUUUCAAGGACUGCACGUGUGACAAGUGCAUCCUGAUCAUUGAGCGUCAGCGCGUCAUGGCAGCGCAGGUUGCGCUCCGGCGGCAGCAGGCCAACGAAAGUCUGGAGAGUUUAAUCGCCGAGCCGCCACCUCAGCCGCACAGAGCUAUGGGCACCGGAGAGUUACGCUGGAGCGCCGAGCCCAUCAUUACAACACAGUCACCAACAGAUCUGAACGAUGACCUCUCGGGUGAGCAGUCUGGUGGAGAGAACAGCGGAAGCACCAGCGACCGAGAGCAAGAAGCUGCCAGCUCACCUGAGGAGCCCAAACCCAACACCUGCUUUACUCCUGACACCCCGGAUCCACCUUCUAAUCCUGAGGAGCCUCAAUACAUCUCACCAAAACCCUGUUCUGACCCAGAACCAAAGCCUGACAGUCCCAAAUCUCCCACUGAGCAGAACCUGCUAAUUGAAGGCCUGACAGGCUCUGUCUCCCUGCCCUUUAACCUGCGAGCCAAUCGUCCUCCUCUGGAGGUACUAAAGAAGAUUUUCCCUACCCACAAGCCAGCUGUUCUGGAGCUGAUCCUUAGGGGUUGUGGAGGUGACCUGGUGGGUGCCAUUGAGAUACUCCUCUCCAGCCGCUCUACUACAAAAAUGGAUAAGCCCUCAUCAGAAAACACUGAGGCUUUAAUCUUGCCCUCCAAUGGCCAUCUUUUUGAGCCUCUUACCUCUUACCCAGUCACUUCCUCCAAAUGGUCAGUGGGUUCGGCCUUCCGCGUACCAGAUUCACUCCGCUUUACUCCAGAAUCACCAGGUGGGGUGAUGCCGACUCCCUUGGGUGUCCCGCUGCAGCCUAGCUUUCCCCAGGCACACCGUUACCCACUGAUGCUUCGCAACUCUCUGAGUCGUGGUCAAGCUGGGCCUUUUAUGUCCAAUGACAUGACUUUGUGGAAUACCAUGAGCUUACAGCAGCAGUACCAAUUCCGCUCGCAGUAUGUCUCGCCCUUCUCGGGGCCGUCAUUCCGUGGAUCACCUCUUCUGCCCUCCAGGUCAGCUCAAGAGGAGCAGCGCAUGAGCAUUCAGGAGGAUGCAACGAAACACACAGUAUAUACUGCCGCUGACGAGGAGUAUGACGAGAGAUCUGACUCCUCAGACUCGAGGAUCCUUAACACUUCUUCUUAACCUUCAAAAGAGGCAAACAUACCAAAAAUGUGUUAUGAAUAGGCUGAGAAUGACAAAAGAUAAACGGCAGACGAUGCCUGUGUAGGAGCUUUGUGAAACCUGUGCUGUUCAAUAUUUGAGAUAUUGUGUUGCUCUUAUGGUGAAACAUGUAAAGAGUUAGUCAGCAACAUCCACCAAAAAUCCUGAAGAUGACUGAACCUAAAUGACUGAAUAUUAGUUUAAUAAUUACCACAAAUUCCUCCUUGCAUGAAAUGUACUGUGAAUAGUAAUGCAGUGUAGAAAUAGGCAAACAAUAUAAGCAUGUAAAUGGUUAUGCCAUAUACCCAGUCUGAAUUCUUAUUGUCAUUUAUUCACAUGAACUAAAUAUAGACAGGAUGUGUAUGUUAAUAGGAAAAUUACAUUAAGUGGGAACUGUAUGUUAUUUAAAAUAUUACAAUAAACUUGUACUUACAAAAUUUGUAACUUACAAAAAACUUUCAGCAAAUUUCUGUAUUCCUGGAAAUACUUGUUAGGUGUAAAAUAUAACAGUCUAAAAUAAAAAUUGGAUGAUUUUUUUAUACUUGUACCUUAAAGAACACCUUUUAAAUUAAUCAAACACAGAAACCAAGAAAUGUAUUUAAGCAGUGAUAUGACAUUCAUCUGCUGGACUGACCACUGAAAUUGAACUUGAACAGUUUGGUGAUGAUGUCAACUCUCGACUGUACAAAGUAAUAUAUCUACAUUAAUAAAAGCAGAAUGUGAGAAUA
Tachysurus vachellii is the source of this 2227-nucleotide messenger RNA. RefSeq names its product doublesex and mab-3 related transcription factor 3a (gene dmrt3a). Bases 180 to 1481 code for a protein of 433 amino acids. The transcript is spliced from 2 exons. Gene Ontology annotation, cellular component: nucleus. The record is from RefSeq and is a predicted model, not a curated record. NCBI's taxonomy places the organism in Eukaryota, Metazoa, Chordata, Actinopteri, Siluriformes, Bagridae. Gene Ontology annotation, biological process: regulation of transcription by RNA polymerase II; male sex differentiation. Gene Ontology annotation, molecular function: RNA polymerase II cis-regulatory region sequence-specific DNA binding; DNA-binding transcription factor activity, RNA polymerase II-specific; protein binding.